CUAAACUAGAUGCCAACAUUGUACGCGAUGCAUUUACUUGGAACUGUCUCCGGGGCUUUUCUGUUCACUAUACUCUUCAGUGCAGUGGAAGGCAACCGUAAUUGCUAUAAUAUCUGGGGUAACGUCUGCAACUACGAGUCGUACCCACGGAUAAAGGACGACCAAAAUCGGCUCCUUGCGUGCAGUUAUUAUUGCCAACCUGACAGCUGGAAUACGUGCUGGAUCAACGAAGAUAAAUUAUCUCCAUGUGUGAGAUUUGCCACGUCCUACCCGGGAAGAUGCCACAAUGGUGUUUGUAUCACUAAACUAAGCACAUACAAUGAGCUCAAAAGGAAAUCGUUCAAUACAGCUAGGGUGUGCGAAAGGGGAUACGACUACCUAAGCGACAACGAAGGAAUAUACGGUUGCAAGUAUUACUGCUCUGACCGCACACGUGCUAUAGUGAAUGAGCCUGACGGGAAUAAAUGUCAGGACCCUGUCAGAGCUCGGUCAGGAGUAUGUCGUGGAGGCUACUGCCAGCCCUACUAAAUCCCGCCGCCAUUCGCAGAUGUCGUUUGACUGGACAUAUAAUACAAGAAUAAAUAAUUACCACAAACUAA
Messenger RNA from Ornithodoros turicata, 599 nucleotides. RefSeq lists its product as uncharacterized. NCBI's taxonomy places the organism in Eukaryota, Metazoa, Arthropoda, Arachnida, Ixodida, Argasidae. Bases 10 to 528 code for a protein of 172 amino acids. The record is from RefSeq and is a predicted model, not a curated record. The transcript is spliced from 7 exons.